Molecule: messenger RNA, 552 nt
Organism: Mycena indigotica
Lineage: Eukaryota; Fungi; Basidiomycota; Agaricomycetes; Agaricales; Mycenaceae
Exons: 1
Coding region: 1-552 (183 amino acids)
Source: RefSeq, a predicted model, not a curated record
AUGCCGCGCCAACCCCGUCUCUCCAAGUCGAUAUCGUUUCUUUGUCUCCCAGAACUGCCGCCUGACCACAACCAUACCGCCUCAUCUUCGCUGUCGCAAAAACGACUUCCGCACACCAUCACCACUUUUUUCGCGCAUAUAGCACCACCAAAAACCUUCUGCUCGACCGCACUCAGGAGAAGACCAUCAUCGUCAACUCGAGACACCAACAACUCGCCUGUGUUAUCCUCCAACAUCCAUAGACAUCCCCAAGUGUCAUUCCUUACUGUUCGAAGCCUUUGCGCAUGCACCGCCGACACCAGCGACACUUCUCGUUCCCUUCUUCCGCAUGCCACAUCUGUCACGCCGAAACGACUUUGCAGGUCUGCCCAUGCACCACAUACGCAUCUGUCGAGUUUAUCUCGUGGUGCAGUACCAUUCCGUUGCGCCACCCAAUUCUUUCUGGGCGACGAUAUGCCUGGGAAGGCCUUCGUUGACACCGUUUUCUCCGACGUCGCCUUAAAGACUGUCGAAGACUUUUUACACCAGACCUGGACAAUACGCGGCGUAUAA